Fusarium poae is the source of this 1074-nucleotide messenger RNA. RefSeq lists its product as uncharacterized. The record is from RefSeq and is a predicted model, not a curated record. Gene Ontology annotation, biological process: proteolysis. Bases 1 to 1074 code for a protein of 357 amino acids. Gene Ontology annotation, molecular function: metalloendopeptidase activity. The transcript is spliced from 2 exons. NCBI's taxonomy places the organism in Eukaryota, Fungi, Ascomycota, Sordariomycetes, Hypocreales, Nectriaceae.
AUGAAGUGGCUUGCUGGUCUUGCUUUUGCCUCUUUGGCUACUGCUGUGCCCCUGACUGGUGGGCGCGCUCCUACACCUUUAAACGUCGAGCUUGAGCUGCAGGGCAACUCAAAGGUCAAGGCUGUCGUUACGAAUAAUGGUAGUCGAAACUUGAAGCUUCUCAGGCUUGGAACAUUUCUUGAUGAUGCUCCUGUUGAGAGGGUUCAGGUUUACUCUGCUAGUGACUUUAGUGCUACUGCUGUGAAAAAGCCUGUCCCCUUUGACGGCAUUUACCUCUCUAUCGACACCUCUUUGCUUGACGACACCGCUUUCCAGACCAUCCCCGCAGGCGGAUCCUACGAAACGAGCCUUGACAUUGCUGAAUUCCACGAUCUUUCCGCCGGCGGCAAGUUCAGCGUCCUCUCAUCUGGCGUCCUAUCCUACGCCGAGGAAAACACCACAGAGCUAGUCGGCUCUAUACCAUUCUGGUCCAACCAACUCGAUGCCGAAGUCGACGGCCCGCAAGCCUUUUCCGUCCGCACAGCCUACCACAGCAAACGAGCUCAGGUCCAGAGCGACUGCAACGGUGACAGGUUCGCAGUGACCCAAGCAGCUCUAUCACAAUGCGUUAGCCAAGCCGCGGCCGCCCAACAAGCAGCCGCCAACGGCCCCGCCGACAAGAUGGACGAGUACUUUAAGAGAUCCGAUGCCGCGACGCGAGCCACCGUGGCCGACGUGUUUGCCAAGAUCACUGCGGCGUGCGGGACCAUUGAUUCCGGGGAGAUGCGCUACUACUGCAGCGACGUGUACGGCGCGUGCAAGAAUGGUAUUCUCGCGUAUACUGUUCCCAACGGUAACUACAUGUCAUACUGUGACUUGUACUUUGAUCGUCUGCCGGCUACGACGACGAAUUGUCAUGGUCAGGAUAAGGGUAACACCAACUUGCAUGAGAUGACACAUUUGAAUCAAAUCAAGGGCACGUCGGACUUUGGUGGUUACGGAUACAGUUUCCUCAGGAGCUUGACAGCUGAGCAGAACAUUAAUCAUGCUGACACGUACGCUCUGUUUGCCCAGGCUGUUUCCAUGAGUUGCUGA